This is a messenger RNA of Ictalurus furcatus (blue catfish), 1231 nucleotides long. Its product is annotated as Mediator of RNA polymerase II transcription subunit 30-like. The record is from RefSeq and is a predicted model, not a curated record. Gene Ontology annotation, biological process: positive regulation of DNA-templated transcription. Gene Ontology annotation, cellular component: mediator complex. Gene Ontology annotation, molecular function: transcription coregulator activity. NCBI's taxonomy places the organism in Eukaryota, Metazoa, Chordata, Actinopteri, Siluriformes, Ictaluridae. The transcript has 5 exons. The coding region runs from base 105 to 686 and encodes 193 amino acids.
CUGCUGUUGCUACGGCGUUUGAAAGAGAAAGGAGAGGCUCGCGUGUCUUUAGAUCGUCCUUUAAGUAAUUGGCGGGCGUUUCUAAUAUCCACUCGGUGUUUAAAAUGUCCUCUUUGCCUCAGAAGGCUCCAGGUGGUGGUCUGGGUGGUGUGCCGCUUCAGCAGCAGCCGCAGAACCUCCACACUUUGGCGUGUUCAGGGGUCCCGGUCCUCGGACAGGCCUCCAACCCCGCCGCUCUCCGGGAAAUCUCACCCGUCUUCCUGUGCCGCAUCGGCCAGGACACCGUGCAGGACAUCGUCACCCGCACCAUGGAGAUCUUCCAGAUCACACGGGCCACUCAGUUGCCGAACGGUGUGACGCAGAGUCAGGCAGCGUAUCAGGAUCGCUUUGGGAAACUGCAGGAGCACCUGCGCCAGCUGUCUUUGCUCUUCCGCAAACUCCGACUGCUCUACGAGCGCUGUGUAGAGAUGACCUCCGACCUUCAGGAGUCUCCUGCCGAGCUGGUGCCGUAUGUUGGAGAGGAGAUGGCUCCAGUUAGAGUGGAGCCCUGCGGUUCUGCUGUGACUCAGGACAAACAGGAAGUUUUAGAGAAAGUGAGGCAGAAGAAUCAGGAGAUGAAGGUGUUGAUGGACCAGAUGAGGAACCUCCUGUGGGACAUCAAUGCCAUGCUUACAAUGCGCAAAUGACCAGGGAAGAAAAAAAAAAACCUUCCCUUUCCCCUUCAAGUCUGCCUUUAUUUACUUGUGUUCCGCUCUCCAUUCAGUCUCUUCUAGUAGGGCAGCUAAGGACAGCAGAUGGCUCAGGAUCACUGUUACUGCUGUGUUGUGUUUAGUCUUGAUUAAUGAGAUAAGAUUCAGCUGGAGAACUUCCACUCAUCUGUGAUUUGUACUUCUUGCUAUAAAGCACCGAACAGAGAUAAGAUGCUCUCGGAUUAGCAGGGAUCUAGGGAUAUGAAUUCCGUGCCAAGUGGUAUGGAGUGAUCCCAGGUAAUCUGUCGAGGGACAGAUGGGAGACCAGCCUGAGCUACAGGUUUCCUAUGUGGCACUAACAUGGAAUCCCUUACCCUCCAAUGCAGGAGACUGCGUGACGUCUCACAUUUGCAUCCUCGGCAGCUAUUCUAUCAGGUGGAAGACGGAGCUUAAGUGACGGUGUAAAUUUUCAAAAGGAUGUGGACACAGUAAUAAUGUUUGUAGGGUAAAUCUUUUGUACAGUUGAAGAUCACGUUGUUUUG